This is a messenger RNA of Musa acuminata AAA Group (dessert banana), 1061 nucleotides long. Its product is annotated as ubiquitin-conjugating enzyme E2 variant 1C. The record is from RefSeq and is a predicted model, not a curated record. Gene Ontology annotation, biological process: DNA damage tolerance; protein K63-linked ubiquitination. Gene Ontology annotation, cellular component: nucleus. The transcript has 3 exons. NCBI's taxonomy places the organism in Eukaryota, Viridiplantae, Streptophyta, Magnoliopsida, Zingiberales, Musaceae. The coding region runs from base 264 to 788 and encodes 174 amino acids.
AACCGUUCGAUAUCAACUUCGCUUUCCGUCCGCACGCCGGGCACAGCCAAAAUCGUCAACGACGAGUCGAGUCGAGAGGGGAUCCAUCCAUCCAUGCUUCUUGAUCACAAGGUUCUUAAAAGGGCUUCCUCCUCCCUUCUCACAUAAAUAGCUCAUCCGCAUCGCCCUUGAGAUCUUAUUCCUCUUCGCCUGCGAUUUUCCGUGGCCGCGGGGGACAACGAAGCCCGAGGGAAAUUAUCGAUCGAUCGAAGAAGUCCUCAUCAAUGACGCUUGGAGGUUCUGCUGGAUCCGGUAUCGUCGUUCCUCGGAACUUCAGGUUGCUUGAAGAGCUUGAACGAGGAGAAAAGGGCAUCGGAGAUGGGACUGUAAGCUAUGGUAUGGAUGAUGGAGAUGACAUUUACAUGCGCUCCUGGACAGGAACAAUAAUUGGUCCUCUUAACGUGAGAGAUUCUACUUUGAACUUUAUAACCUUGCCUAUAUUCAAACUGUUCUCAUUUCUCGCACUACAUCUCUUGUUACAGACCGUACAUGAGGGUCGCAUCUAUCAGCUGAAAUUAUUCUGUGACAAGGACUACCCUGACAAACCUCCUAGCGUCCGAUUCCAUUCACGCAUCAACAUGACUUGUGUCAAUCCUGACACUGGAGUGGUAGAUACAAGAAAAUUUUUGGUCCUGGGGAACUGGCAACGCGAUUACACAAUGGAGUACAUUCUAACGCAGCUUAAGAAGGAAAUGGCGGCAUCGCAUAACCGUAAGCUUGUCCAGCCACCGGAGGGCACUUACUUCUAAUAUCUCACUGUUGCAAAUUAAGGUCCAAGUUCUUGUAUCGAUUCAAGAAGCAACGAACCGAAUGUUUAUUUCGUCAUGCUUGUGGUGGACGAUUCUGCAUGGUUAUAUGUCUGACAAUGGCACUUAAACUGUUGACGGGUCGCUGGUGUGUAUUACAUCCGAACCAGAAGAAACUAAAGUGGUGUCUUGGACCGUGCUCUUUUCUGGAUAAACGCACCAACUCUGUUGUAGCUUAGACCAUCUUAUUACUGGAAAUCAAUGGAGUUAUUUCUA